This is a messenger RNA of Perognathus longimembris pacificus (Pacific pocket mouse), 1070 nucleotides long. Its product is annotated as vesicle transport protein SFT2A. The transcript has 8 exons. The record is from RefSeq and is a predicted model, not a curated record. Gene Ontology annotation, biological process: vesicle-mediated transport. Gene Ontology annotation, cellular component: membrane. Lineage: Eukaryota; Metazoa; Chordata; Mammalia; Rodentia; Heteromyidae. The coding region runs from base 68 to 544 and encodes 158 amino acids.
CGCGCGGAGGCUCGCGGCCCGGGCUUCCGGGUGGGCGUGCGAGGCGGGCCGGCCCGCGGACGGGGCCAUGGAGAAGCUGCGGCGGGUCCUGAGCGGCCAGGACGACGAGGAGCAGGGCCUCACCUCGCAGGUCCUGGACGCCACCUCCCUGAGUUUCAGCACCAGAUUGAAGUGUUUUGCAAUAUGCUUCGUGGCUGGCAUUUUCUUUUCUAUCCUUGGAACUGGAUUGCUGUGGCUUCCCAACAUAAAACUUUUUGCAGUGUUCUACACCCUUGGAAAUCUUUCUGCAUUGGCCAGUACCUGCUUUCUGAUGGGACCCCUGAAGCAGCUGAAGAAAAUGUUUGAAACCACAAGAUUGUUUGCAACAAUUAUUAUGCUUUUAUGCCUCGUCUUCACCCUGUGUGCCGCUCUGUGGUGGCACAAGAAGGGACUGGCCUUAUUAUUCUGCAUAUUGCAGUUCUUGUCCAUGACGUGGUACAGCCUGUCCUACAUCCCAUAUGCAAGGGAUGCCGUUCUCAAGUGCUGCUCUUCUCUCCUAAGCUGAGCGCCCGCCCUGCGGUGCUGUGGGCGGGAGCGCUGGAGUGCUGAUGGGCUGUCGGAACCCGUGCCGUCACUCCAGAGCCAGCCACGGGGGUCCCGGCAAAGCCACGCGCCCCCCAAACCCUGCUUCCCAGAGACGGGAGACUUCUAAUCAUUGCCAACUGUAAAUAAUCUUGCCCAGUUUUAAUCUUUUGAAGUGCGCAUGUUUAAGGGAUGAUUCUGUGUUGCAGGGUGCAUUCAGCUUACUGGGUUUUCUUUAAAUGUCUACAUUUUAAAGAUCUUUUUUAACUGCAAAAAUGUGAAACUUUCUAUCUAAAGUUGCUUAUUACAUGUAAUAAAAAUAAUAUAUAUCUUUACAAUUUUGAAAUAAGCCCACUCAGAAAAAUGAUAACUUUUAAGAUUGACUUUAUAGUAUCCUGAGAGGUUCAGUUGAAUAAAAGUGAGUCCCGGCACUUGUGUAGUCUCUGCAGACAAGUGACAGUGCAGAUGCAGACCUGUGUGAGCCCCGCCACUGGGGCUGUGCCGAAGGA